AUGGCAGCAGCAAACCGACAGCUGGCACAGAACACUGCUGAUUCGGGGUUCGAAAGCUGGAAACUCAGCAUUGAAAAGGACUCCAACAAGAACAACAUCAGCAACGUCAACAGCAAUUGUUGGCACAGCAAGUUAGAAGGUUUGUUGGAUACUUUCCUCCAUACGCCGAUAUGGGAAUCCAAUCGCAAAACUGCAAUGGCAGUAUCGAAGCCGCAAAGAAAAGAGGCACCAAGAUCAAGCGCCCGAAGCAGCAACUUUUGCGAGUGCAAGUUGGAGGGAGCCUUCCUUUUCUUUCUACAUUCCAUUGCAAACGAUGCCAUAUCACCCAAUUCGGAUCAGCGGUGUUACAAAAAUAUCAUGGAGGGCACCAUGAUCUCUGUAGAGAAGUACCAGAGAAAAGUACGCGUCAGCGCACUUGCUAGUAAGUGA
Molecule: messenger RNA, 429 nt
Organism: Cylindrotheca closterium
Lineage: Eukaryota; Bacillariophyta; Bacillariophyceae; Bacillariales; Bacillariaceae
Source: the annotation of a GenBank genome assembly